UUUAGAAAUUGAACGCGGCUAUAAGAAGUUUGUCGAGGCGGCAUGUUGUAUUAAUUUUAUUUAUGUUAUUUUGUUUGUAUUAAAUAAAAAAAUAUGCCAAAAGUAGUAUCACGUAGUAUUGUAUGUUCUGAUUCUAAAGAUCAAGAAGAAUAUAAUGAUGAAAAGCCUUUAAAUAUAUAUUACUGUCUUUGUGGGAAGCUGUCUCUGAUUUUGGACUGUGACAUCCAGAAAUUGCCUCUUAGAUCGACCGAUGGAGCUAGAGUUAUAGACGGCAAACUAAGAGCACACAAAUUAACAUACAACGUUGAUGAAACAGUUUACAUAGAUCGUGGAGAGAAGGGAAUUGAAAGGCAGUUUCGAUUACAUUGUAAAUCCUGCAAUCUACCUGUUUACUACCGACACGUUCCUGAUUCACCUGUCACAUUUAUUUUAAAAGGAGCUUUAGUUAAAACCAAAAACGAAACUCAGAUAAGAUCUUUGAAACAGUCAGAAGAUAUUAUUCCAGAUCCAAACGAAGCAGGCCCCUCACAAAAGAUUAUGGUAACGCGUCACACAAAGAAUAUGGGAAAAUUCAGUUCAGUCACUGUAUCAACGAUUGAUGAAGAGGAAGACGAGAUCGAGGCGAGAGAAGUUGCUGAUAGUUAUGCUAAUAAUGCUAGAAUAAUUGAAAAACAGUUACUCAGAAAAGGCGGUAAACUCACAGAUGUAGGAGCAAGAACCAAAAUAAAUGAUGAAGUACCAGCCAAAAAAACACGUGGAACCCUUUUAGAUAUUUAGGUAUUAAGUAGCGAAAAAGAUGGUGAUAAAUAUUGGAAACUCAUCGGUGCGGUUGCGAUGUGUUACAACAAAACAGCUGAGUGCUUGACAACUUUUUAUGCUUGGAAUCGAUUAUUUAAUCAUUGCUUAAUAAAAGAAGUUUUUUAG
Messenger RNA from Episyrphus balteatus (marmalade hoverfly), 924 nucleotides. Its product is annotated as STING ER exit protein. NCBI's taxonomy places the organism in Eukaryota, Metazoa, Arthropoda, Insecta, Diptera, Syrphidae. The transcript is spliced from 4 exons. The record is from RefSeq and is a predicted model, not a curated record. The coding region runs from base 94 to 777 and encodes 227 amino acids.